AUGGCUUCAAAUCAGACUAACCGUUUUCAGAGCCUAGAAUCAUCAAUAGAAGAGUUCACAGACGGACAGGAAAAUGAAAACACCAAGAAAAAGACAAAAGAAUAUGUUGCUCUGUUACAUGAAUUUCUUGUUUUGAAAAGAGAGACGAGACAAAUGGACGAGUGACUCCUCAAGCGCUGAACAAGUUUCUCAGCGAGUUCUUUAUAACUGUUCGCAAAAAAGAAGAUUAGGAAUACGAGCUUAGUACCCUAAUGGCAUUUCUCGCCAGCUUUAAGCGCCAUUCGAAGAAAAAUAAACUAUGGAUAUGCCUUAUGAAAGACGUCCAGUUUGAGCAAACUCGGAAAGCACUUUAGUCAAAGCAAAGGGAUCUAAAACAGAAAGGCAUGGGCACCAAGCCCAAUGCUUCUGCUGCUUUAAGUGAGGAAGAUAUUCGAGUUCUGUUUGAAAAGGAUCUCUUGGAAAGUUCCACGGCAGAAGCGCUUUUAAACAGGCUGUGGUUCAACGACACAAUCCAUUUCGGGUAACGAGGUUGCAAGGAGACCAGAGAAAUGUGCUGGGGAGACGUAAAACUUUGUCAAAACUUCCACAGGGCAGGAGUACCUCAAAUUCAAUGAAAGAGAAACCAAAACUCGUCCAGGAAACGAUCCACGGAAAGUAAGAGCCAUUGCAAUGAAAAUGUUUGCUGUGCCGAACAACGAGAAAUGUCCAGUCAAGGCCUUCAAAGUCUACGCAGAAAAGCGACUCGUGGAAAUGAAAACCGACGAUGCACCGUUUUAUUUGGCUGUAAGCAAUGCAAAAUCUGGCUUCGGCAAACCUCGGCUCAAAAAAGCUCCAGUCGGUGUAAAUAAGCUUAAUACCUUAAUGAAAACAGUGGCACAGAAAGCCGGACUCGGGCCAAACUUUAAAAACCUCAGCGGCAGAAAUACUAUGAUUCAAACUUUAGUGAACAACGACGUGCCGCCAACUGAUAUUAGAGUGGUUUAGCAAGAGGACGGGAACGUCAUUUCAGAACGGCGCGCGCAGCAGAAGUACCGAUAAGAAACUGGGUCUACAACACCAUCGUGUUGUGUUGAAAAGUGAAUUAGCAGUCGUUGUAACGAACCGUCGACGUUAUAUUUGUUCUUGAAUAUCCUAACCUCGGCUCUUUAAGAUCACUAUCAGCUUUGAAUUUUCGGUUUCAUAGACCACUUGAAGGAUAACUAAGUUAUCCUCUUUGAGAGUGUAACAUGCACAAACAGACCAUAAUUUACUACAAGUGAGUUGUUAACAUGAAUCCACAUGGGCGAUUAUAUUUGAAACUAUUUCAAUCCAGUUAAGUCUCGAGUCUGCAGAUUCAUCUAUCAAACUUUCAAGUCCACUAAAUAUAUUUUUCUAUGAUUUUUAUCGCUGUCAUUUUGUUUCGUGCUUCUAGAUUUCAGCAUUACUCGUUUUCCUUCACAAUUUUGUAAAGUAUAAUUUGGAAUUGAAAUCAUCGCCGUUUUUUCCUUGUUUACUGAUUAUUCUUCUCAAUCAUGACAGGACAUCUCUUUUGAGCACCACCUUCUUAGAGUUGCAAUGAAUUUUGAACGGGGUUAUCAGGAGUUGUGGCGAAAACAUGUAGAGAUCAAGCGACCCAACGAUGGAGUUGUUUACAAUGAGUUCCCGUUUGACCAUGAACGAAUGAAAUGCCCUCAAAUUAGUCACCAACGAAACGGGUAGACUGAGGAAUAAGACUUCGUUACUGUUUUAUUUUGCUUUUGUUUUUGCUUAAUUUCUUUUUUUUAACGAAUAAAGUCGUUCAAGACUGAAUCAAAUGAAUAGAUUUAGAAAGCCGUGCCGAAAUCAAGUUGAUUCGCAUUUUCUUUCGUAACGAUAGAAUGACUCUCUUGUCUUAGUUUUCACGGGCGCUGAUCAAAAACUUAAGACAUAAAAAAGUGCAAACCCGAUCUAUUCUCAAAUUUUUUUAUCGCUGACUUCGAUUCGCAGAAAACUUUUUAAUCACAGUGAAAAAGACAAUGACAACAAAUAACACUGAAUAAUACAGCAGGUAAUCUUCGUGUUGUUUCAUUUUGACAAACUUCAACAUGAAGUAAGUUUAAUUUAUUGAUGAAUUAAUUCACGAUAAAAUUAAGAGCACCCAUUCUUCAAGUUUCCAUGCAUGGUUUAAGAAAUGUAUCAAAGAAAAGCCCUCACGUUGUUUAAAGCCACGCUAAAUUACAAAAGGUAACUGAGCCCUAAAAUCUUCGAUCGCUUACUAACGAUCUUGUUUCCCUUCAGAAAUCCAGAAUAAAUAUAAUGGUAAAUUUUCACAACUUCACCGAAUAAAACAAAGAAAGGGACUUGGUUAUCUUGGAAAUGAGCUCUGAAAUCAUUCCAAACAACAUUAUCUUGCUUCUAAGUGCAAACUUAACGCAAAUCCUAGGCGUUUUGAUCACGACGGGAAAACCAGCAAGAUGACGUCCCGAACUUGAUGGGGAGAACGGCAAUGCUAACACCGAACGUCGAAAUAAAGUCAUGUCCAGAUUAUCCGCGCGCUUUCCCGUUCUGAAAUGACGUUCCCGUCCUCUUCCUAAAUCACUCUAUUAUGCAACUGUCAGGACACAAAAACGUUCAAAGUAUCACUAGCUACUUUACCGUCUCACAGAAACAACAGUUGAACAUGUCUCACACUCUCACUGGACUAAGUUUGGGAGAAAUAACUCCCAAGUCUCCCUCUUCUAUUCCGGAGAAAAGAAAGCACGAGUUUGACGAACUCGCUUAUCCAACAAGCAAGCAAGCAGCACAGCAGCCCCUUAUUCUUUUUUCGGGUGCUGUUAUAAGCGGAGGACAUAUUAGAGUGGCAUUAAACACUUUAAAUCAAUCGCCCACACUUUCAGUACGAGAGCAAAACUCAUAAAAGAAUUAAACUUCUUAAUUCGGAUUCUGACUAGUGUUUGUCAGUGCAUGCGGGUUCUGAUAAGCAACAAAAAAUGAAUUCUCGGGUUUUAAUUUCUGUAUUCCAAAUUUUGAACUUCCGUAAAACUCUUUCCACAUAUUUUCAGGAUGUCUUAUUUUAUUCUAACUAGUUCUACCUUUUAACGGUAUUUUUGCUCGAUAAUUUAAAUGUAAAGUUUUUACAAGGAAGCCAUUUCAGUGCAACUCUCGAGCUGUGAGGCAGUUGUUUUCCUUUGAAAGAAAAUAAAGAUAUGUUUAUCUCUGAGUUCUGUUCGCUUAUGAAUCCCGGUACGCAUAUAUUAAUUAAGUUAUUUCAUGGUAAUUUCACUUGCACGAUUUUUAUUCACUCGUUGUAAAUAAAAAUCGUACACACUCACCAACCAUGAGACAACCUGUAUUUGUACGCCGAUCUUGGCAUCUUACGAGCUCUAAGUCUUUAGCACUGCGGUACAUACCUUGCGGAACGCAACUGUAACGCAAGGAUAAUUAAAAUUAACAUGGUCGAAGGUACUAACGAGCUUUCUUUUUUAGUUCGCAAAGUGAGCAAACUUAAAGAAUCAAACUCCUCUGGACCCUGUGCGUGUAUUCAAUUGCUUUUGGUUUCCAUAGUUAGGUCAUUACACUACAACACGUUUACACACGCAAAGGAACAGGCAAACGCCUCUUAGUCGUUCAUUAUCAAGUUUCAAAAUGCAUUCACAGAGUCAUAGAUUCUCAUACUUUCUAACUGGCGGAAAAGAUUUAGAAUCCCUGGCGGAAGAUUAUUUUUGGCGGCAGACCAGAAGAGGAAGAUGAUCAACUAGACGACUACGGUUCUGACAGCAGCGAUGAAACUAAUCAGGAAAUUGACUCCGAUGAUGAAUUUGACUUUUGAAAUUGAGAUUCAUCUAAGCGAUAGAAAGUGCAGGCAUUUGCGACCAAAACAUGUGGAUGUGCACUUGGAGAUAAAGGAGAUCCAUGCAGCUCUACUAACAAAAUUGAAGUCAUCUUCGAUUGCCGAAACAACCUUGUGGAACUUUCCUCGACUGAACUCGAUCUGGUACUGAAUUUUGGGAAUGAUCCACUAGGCCAUAAACUGUGACCGGGUCAGCAACGCGGGAAGAGCAGAGAAAAUGAGGCAGCGAACAAGGAUGCCUUUCCUUCUUCACAGCCACCGAAUCUGCCUGAAAACGUUUCUUUUCAUGCAUCGUCUCCACAAGACCAGAUUCUACAGUCGCGUUAAACAUAAUCGGGUUAGCGGACUAUCGCUUCGUACUCACGGCAACAAGUCUUGACUUCUACCUAGCUCCGCUUUCAGUGCUGAAACUAUUAAACGGGUGGUAAAGUUCAUCAUGAACGUCGCCAAAGACCAAGCUUUUUUACUUCCAGGACGUGUUCCUGGCCUCAAAAGAACUGAAAAGAAACUGCUGCCAACCUCCAUGACAAAAUCUCGUCUUUGGAGAAGGUGCGUAGAGACUAGCAAGGCGAGCGUUCAGUGCCACAUUAGUACAAGUCCAACGUCUACGGCUGAUGUAUCAGUACAAAACGACCACUACGACGUGACUACCGAGCUCCGACAGCAGAUAUUGAACCUGACAGAAGUAGUUAAGCAGUUCACAGCACUCAAGUGUCUCCAUCAGCAUAAGUCGGAGCCUACUUCUAUGCCGUUAUUCGAUGAUGAUUCGGACUUCUCAACAUUGAAUUCCGAAGCAGUCGCAUCUCUGGUGAGUUUCUAUAGCAGCCCCUGGUCAAGACGUACAAGGAAACAGCCCCAUUCAGUAAAGAACUUACUGAGUCUUAGCGUCCCAUCUGCGUACACUGCGUAAAAUCUACCAAGAAAGCCCGUCGCCCGUGUUUCCUGACAAAAUGGCUCCAACAAGAUCACCUCUGCAGCCUGUUGACCAGGACGUCGUCCAUUAGUGUCACGCAGCCACGGUCCAACGGAUGAGCAGCGAACCAAAGUAACUACAAUUGUAACGAAGGGAACUGAUAUGUAUCCUGCGCCCUUGCUUCUGUUGAUGUUCUCUUUACCGGCGGCGAGAUGGCAAGGUGCAACGGAUCAGGAACUAAAGGUUUCCACCGGUUGGACAGCGGAAAAUUAGGCUUUGUUGUGUCCGUUUCACAAAGAAAGUUUGACUCGCCAUUUUUUAGUGAGCAAUGGAAUCAGAUUACCCCCUCGCAUUAAUACGAAAUGUAGAGGAAAGAGGAGGACUCUUAUUCGCAUACUUAAGAAAACUAAUUUGUUUCGAAAACACAAAGAUGGUACAAUUAGUCUAUCCUUUCCCAAAAAAAUUAUAAGUCGGCUAAUUGAGUUAGCCAUUGUUCAACAAAAUUUGGUUCUAAUUUAUUUCAAAUUUGGCUAAUCUUAGCAUAUAAACUUUACUAAUUAUGGAGAGCCUAAAGAAGGCAUAAAACGCAGACUAGAAAAUCAUUUAUCUGCCCAAAAUAAUGCAUUUACAAACAGGUUAGGUGACGACAGUCAAAGGAAUAAAGUUUCGCAAAUAGACAGUCAGUUAAUAAAAAAAAGUAUAUUAGAUAUUUAUUUUUAUAUAAUAAGCUCAGUUAUGCACGCACUCCGACUGGUUCUCACUUAUGAUCUAUUGGAGGACAGACAUAUAGAUGACGUCAUCAUUAAAACUUUUUUCCGUAUAUUUUAAUUCUUUUUUAUAUAAAACAAAUAGAUUCCAAGUUGCCGUGCGUCUGUUCAGUAAUAGAUCACAGAGGACGUCAAAAUGUGGUAAGAACAUCAGUGACACACUCGGCUGCGCCUUGUGUACCACUUUUUUGUUCUUACCACAUUUUGACGUCAUCUGUAAUCUAUUACUGAAUAGACGCACGGCAACUUGGAAUUUAUUUGUUAAAUCUUGUUCUCUCCUUCGGAUAAAAAAAGAAAAGAAUGGCGUUCUCGUGGUGAGAGGGAAUCGAGCCCCACACCGCCGAUUUAGAGAGCGCAAGCGCUACCACUGCACCACACGGAAUGAUCGCUUACAAAUUUCUUGGUGCCGUUGGAUUAGUUCAAAUGCACUUUAUAGAGCGCGACUGUAAUUUAGGACGUUUCGUGUUCUAUUUUAGAUAUAUUCCCUAAUGGAAUACCAAUUUUCAAGAAAUAGAGUUUCUUUCCCGGAUCUUAUAUUGCCCGUAUCCCCAUAUUCACUUUAUCAGAAAUAUAACCGGCAGUAAUUAAAUUCAAUUUCGGUUACAGGGGCCCGGAUAUCUCUAGAAAAACUUUACAAAUCCGUAGGACUUCGUGAGUCAUUUAUCACCGUAAUAUAUUGAGGUAAAUUUAUGGCAUAACGUAAUAUUGUUUCAUAGAAGCUUGAAGAGAAAUUAAGGGUGCAUGACUUAUUUUUAAAUUCACUUUCUUAGUUGUUACACUUCAAGUGUUUUGACUGGCUCAUUUAAACUGGGCUCUCACUUUUUGACUAGGCUACAGGUGUCACUGGGCUGAUUUUUUUUAGUUGUUUUUUUGUCAUCUCUGCGUGCAAAGAAGAAUAAUCAGAAGAAAACUGAAACGAAGACAUGAACACUGAACUGCAUAGAAGAAUAUUGUUGAUUUGAUAACUAGACUAGUUAGGGAAGAGGAGAAGGGUCUAAGGGGGAAAUUCCCUCUUCGAAUGUUUCCUUUAACACAUUCUCGUAUAAAUUUUUCUUUAACGGUCCAUUAAGCGAACGAAUUUUCCUAAACCAAUGCAUGUUUCAAAUGAAAAUGUGCUAAUGCAGCUUUAUUAGGAUAUAACCCAAAUAUGCGAUAUCAACCAUGCAUUCAAACGUCUGCUUUGAAGGUUGGAUUCUAUGCGUUCCUCUUACACCAAUAUUAAAAAAGACUCCAAACUUACAGCGUCCCCAGCAAGGUAUUUUUACUGAAAAUGCUUGAUGGUAAACUCUUCAACUGGUUGUUGUUCAACUGCCUAUCAAAAAUUAAUGAAUGUAUUUUCAAUUGCAUGGUAUACGACAGCAAAGUUCAGAGAAAAAAAGCUAUUACUUCUGUUCUCAUGCUCUGAUAGAAAGGCCUAAAACAAAUCCACAAUUACUACAAAAUAAUUUUUUAUGGGUUCGCCAUAUUUUUCCUUUUUUUUUUUUUUUAAUUUUUUGUUCCUUCGUCCAAAAGAGAAUAUUUAGAGGAAAAUUGAAACAUAGACCUGAGUACUGAACUACAUGAAAUAUUCUUGACUUGUUAAUGAGGCUAUUCAAGGAAGAGGGAAAGGUUUCAAAGGGCGAAAUUCUACCUCAAAAUAAUUCCGUUAACAAAUUUCCUUACAAAUGUUUCUUUGAUAAUCUAUUUCGCGAAAAAAUUUUCCUGAACUAAUGCAUGUUUCAAAGGUCAUUUCAUAGUCCAAGUGUUAAUGCGGCUGCAGCCAUGCGGCCACUCCAGAUGGGUAUUGCUACUGAAAAUGCCUGAUGGUAAAUUCCUCAGCUGGUUGUUGUUCAACAACCUAUCAAAACUAAAGUUAGUGUAUUUUCAAUUGCAUGGUAUACGACAACAUAGUUCAAGGAAUAAGAGUGCUCGAAAAAGAGUUGUUACCUCUCUUCUCCAAAAAAACAAAAGACAAACAAAGCAAAAAACCAAACCAAGUGAAAGCUUGGCAUUCCUCUGUGCAAACAAGCAAACAAAAACAAACGAACAGGGAAAGGUGUGGGUACCGAUUUGUUUCCGGUUCACGUGACAUUUUCCAAUUAUGAUCUACUCACGAGAGUGUCCAAUUAGUUUAUUUAAUUUAUAAGUAUUCUUUUUUUAACAAAGAUAUCUUUUUUCUUGUAGGAAAGGAAAGACUCAAGUAUUUUUUACGCUCAUAAUUUGUCACUUUAUAAUUUAAGCGUUAUUUAUUUGCUUGAUUUAUCUCGUUUCUUUAAGCCCAUGCUCCAACGAAAUGCCUUGAAUCCACAGCAAGGUAGAAAAGAUUGCUAAUUCUUUUUGUCUAUUCUCAGUAACCGGGCUUUAUAUCAUCCGCAAGCAGGGGAGCUCGUUUCAGCUUCUGACAGUUGUUCAUCAACAAUCAUCUUUGCAGCAAAGCCUCGUUUCAUAAUCCAUAAAUAUUUUUCACGGGUAUGGUCUAAACGUGUCACCUGACCUUACAACCGAGUAGUAUCUUGUGAUAUUAUCAAACUUAUUUUCCCCAAAUCCAAUUGCUCUACGCCGAUGUUUGAAUGUAAUUGUAUUCCAGAAAAGAGCACACCUUGUAACUAAUAGACUGUUCUUACAUAUACUCGUGGGUGCCUCCAAGACAAAAAAAAAAUCGUGCGCAAGCCGUUUUUAAAAAACACGACCACACGCUGCAUAACAAUAAAUCGAUUAAACUGUUAUUUCCUCUUGUAAGUCGAAGGAGGCAAGUACAAUAAAAUGAGCGUUAUUUAAUUGAGUACUAAACAUGGCCUCUGAUAAAAUGUAUUUGCAAAAAGUCAUUACAAAGAAUCAAACGCCGAAGUGUGUCAGUAUUUUUCCCGCAAUCCAACUAAGAGAGGGUGUCAGUAGCUCAAAAUUCGUUUUCACCCCAACUUUCAUAUUUUGUAACCCAAUAUGUCUUAAAAAUUGUGGUGCAACAUUUUUUGUGAAAAUAUAUUUCAGUUUUCGAGAAAAGACUUUUCUCGUUCGAUCGCUAAAAUAUGUAAAUUUUUACCGUAAAUAUUACCCGAGUUGUGUGACCUCGUGUCAUGAAUUAACUUGACCUCCAGUAUUUCUGUCAAAAUAAUCCUUUAUUUUAUCAUCUAAACUUAAUCCCAUGUCAUUGCUGAAGCUGGCAAAGGAAUAUUUAUUUUUUGGUAAAUACUUUUGUACGACAUACUUUUCCCAUGUCGAAAAGUAGCAUAACAAAAUCUACUGAGCUUCUAGCUUUAAAAAGACAAAAGGAUGGUUAUAAAGUCACUGUAAAUAUUUAAUUGUGUAUGUGUGUUGUUCCAUGUUGAGACGAACUCAAAGUCCGGCAAAAUUUACUUGCCAGCGACUAUGAAAUAUACAUGGUGUGCCUACUUGUCGCCACCGUUUACUGUCAUAAAUUACUACAGUAACAUUAUAACCAUCCUAUUGUCUUUUAAAAGCUUGAAGCUCAGUAGAUUCUGCUUUUUCUAAAUAACUCGACGGCUCGAAUGUUACAUUUACUAUUAUUAUUUUUUUCCUGUUUUGCUUUUGUUUUAAAUGGCUUGUUCUGGUAAUAAACUUUAAUUUAUUGAAAAAAUUCGCCGAUGCAAAGUCAUUUACAACGAGAUUCAGAGAAAGUUUUUGUUACAACAUUUUUGUUUUGGGCUACUUUCCUAUUCCCUUUUACAUCAUAUCUUACACUUUUUUGUUCAUAAAACUUUCUUUACAUUUAUGAACGAAAGAAUCCUCUCUAUAAAAACAAAGCAAUUUAUCUGGUUCAAUGUUCUACACAUUUCUAAUUUCCUAAAUAUUCCAGCCACCCCUCAGAAACUUUAAAAAUAUUUUACACCCAAGAGGCUUGGAAAAAGGACACAAUGAAAACAAACCUAAUUUAAGCGCUCGAAAAUGAGGGAUAUCAGCCCGGAGGAAAACCUUUUUCCCCAUUGCCUGGUUUUGUUUCCCAUUACAAGCAUUAUCGGAGUUAUUAUUUGUGACCCUCUACGAUUUCAGGGAAUAAGGUGAACGCACGCACACGGCACGUUAUAACACGCUCCCGCGCCAAUAGCAUGACAGGCUUACCGUGCAGAUGUGCGCAUAAAAACAAUUGACUCUGGAAAGCGUGUUGGUAGCCAUUUAUCAUAUCUAGCCAGCGCGGUAGAGCUUUGAAUCUAUAACUCGCCAGAUUUCUCUUUUUUUUAACCCGCUAAGUUCCUUUGUUUCCUUAACACGUUACCGUAUCUUUUCCAACCCAGCUCAAUUUGUCACUUGUGUUUGUCAAGUAUGUUACUAACAGAAUAUAAGCGAAAAUAAAGAUCUCCUGUCCUAUUAGAAAGUUGUAAUAAAAAAGGAAACACUCACGACAAAUCACUUUCCCUCAGGAUUUUCACGAGGAAUUCAGUGAGCACGACGUGUUUCACAAGGUCCAGAGGAAUUACGAAUGAAUGAAUUACUGUUUUAAAAGUUAAUCCUUACCGCGUAAAAUAUAAAUCCUUAUCGCUUUACGCAGUUAAUAAGCCCUAUCAAUCCUUUAGCAACAGAUUACCGGUUCUAUGUCCCCUUAACGACGCUAUUGCUGUUUGUCACUCUAUGCAAGUCGGCAUUUUUAAAAUAAUUAACCACUAGUUAGCCAGCGCAAAACGAGGCUUUCCGAGCGAAGCCGCGUAUUAUUCAUUAUUAUAUACAUACCGAGAUUUACGCGCCAAAAUUCAUCGAGACAAAAAUAGUUUCUUCGUGCUAGAGACGCCAGCUGAUUGGUCAUACGAUUAUCAUUAUUUUCACUAGUGAAAAAAACCGUGUCGCUUGCUCGCCGCUCCUCUUGACCGUCAAAUUGCACAUUCUAAGAGCUUAGGCGCAUUUUUUUUUAAGAAAGAUGGCUUCGAUAAGACUAACCGUUUUCAGAGCCUAGAUUUAUCAAAAGAAGAGUUCAUAGAUGGACAGAAAAUGAAAACACUAAGAAAAAGACUAAACAGUGUGUUGCUCUGUCCCAUGAAUUUCUUGUUCUGAAAGGCAAGAUGAGGCAAUUGAACGAAUGACCCCUCAAGCGCUGAACAAGUUUAGUUCCUUCUAACGGUUCGCAAAAAAGAAGACAACAAGGAAUACGAGCCUAGUUCCUUAAGAGCAUUCUUCGCUAGAUUUUACCGCCAUUUGAAGAAAAAAAACUACGCACUUUGCCUUAUGAAAGACGAAAAACACCAAAAAAAAAAACACGAUGUUGCUCGGUUCCCUGAAUUUCUUGUUUUGAAAGGCAAGACGAGACGAAUGGACGAAUGACUCCUCAAGCGCUGAACAAGUUUCUCAGCGAGUUCCUUAUAACGGUUCGCAAAAAAGAACACAACGAGGAAUACAAGCCUAAUUCCCUAAGGACUUUCUUCGCCAGUUUUCAGCGCCAUUCGAAGAAAAAAUAA
Molecule: messenger RNA, 10869 nt
Organism: Pocillopora meandrina
Lineage: Eukaryota; Metazoa; Cnidaria; Anthozoa; Scleractinia; Pocilloporidae
Source: the annotation of a GenBank genome assembly